Eublepharis macularius is the source of this 613-nucleotide messenger RNA. RefSeq names its product histone H2A type 2-C. Bases 47 to 436 code for a protein of 129 amino acids. Gene Ontology annotation, cellular component: nucleosome. NCBI's taxonomy places the organism in Eukaryota, Metazoa, Chordata, Lepidosauria, Squamata, Eublepharidae. Gene Ontology annotation, molecular function: DNA binding; structural constituent of chromatin; protein heterodimerization activity. The transcript has a single exon. The record is from RefSeq and is a predicted model, not a curated record.
UUUCGGAGCUGCUGAGUUUUUUCCUUUUGGAAUCGGUGACGCCACGAUGUCUGGCCGCGGCAAGCAAGGCGGAAAGGCGAGAGCCAAGGCCAAGUCGCGCUCCUCCCGCGCCGGCUUGCAGUUCCCCGUGGGCCGCGUCCACCGUCUCUUGCGCAAAGGCAACUACGCCGAGCGGGUGGGCGCCGGAGCUCCCGUCUACCUGGCCGCCGUGCUGGAGUACCUGACGGCCGAGAUCCUCGAGCUGGCGGGCAACGCCGCCCGCGACAACAAGAAGACCCGCAUCAUCCCCCGCCACCUGCAGCUGGCCAUCCGCAACGACGAGGAGCUCAACAAACUCCUGGGCAAAGUCACCAUCGCUCAAGGAGGCGUCCUGCCCAACAUCCAGGCCGUCCUCCUGCCCAAGAAGACCGAAAGCCACAAGGCCAAAGGCAAAUAAAGCUUUGAACCCGAACAGGGAGGCCUUCGCGCUGCAUCUUGAACCUAAAGGCUCUUUUCAGAGCCACCCACAGUUUCGUGGAAAGAGCUGCGAGUUUCUUGAAAGGAGCCUUCGAACUUUACUGGUUUGCAAAAACUAGACUUUAAUAUAUAUAUAAAAGACAUUGCUUUUCCAAAG